This is a messenger RNA of Harmonia axyridis, 891 nucleotides long. RefSeq lists its product as uncharacterized. Gene Ontology annotation, molecular function: serine-type endopeptidase inhibitor activity; protein binding. Lineage: Eukaryota; Metazoa; Arthropoda; Insecta; Coleoptera; Coccinellidae. The coding region runs from base 286 to 813 and encodes 175 amino acids. The transcript is spliced from 4 exons. The record is from RefSeq and is a predicted model, not a curated record.
AAAUUCGAAAAGUAUUUACCUAAAAAUCUAACAAUGUAUCAGAAAUAAGGAGUAGUCAUUUAAGGAAGAAAAUAAUUCUAAAAAGAUAUUCCUUUUUCUUAAUGAAAAGUUAUUUCAAUUAUAGUUUUUACGAAUUGAGAUGUGUAUAUGUGUAUAUCAUAUUUCUUCUCCCACCUGUAUCAGUUUAUCAUUGUUGAAAAUACAGGAUUGAGAGUAGUGAGGUGAGCAGUUCUCGAGCUAAUUGGUAGAAAUAUUGAAAAUACAUCAAAAUUAAUUCAUUUUGCAAUGAAUCUUUGGAUAUUAUUUUAUGUGUUGGGGGCUAAUUUCAUCCAACUUUUCGCUGAUUAUGAAUAUUCAAGUAUUGGAAAACAUAACCAGAACAUGAGACAAAAACGCCAAUCUUCAGAUAAUAACGAAGUAAACAGUGAAUUUCCAUCCAAUACACAAAAUGUCAAUCAAGAACCAUGGAAUUUUAAUGACGAUGAAGAUGCUAUCGUAUUUGAUGAUGAUGAUUUUAAUUUAAGAAGGACCUUUACAAGACAAGUUACCUUCGAACAGUUUAGUCAGACUUCACAAAAUAUCCAAGAAAAUAGUCCCUCAACAGUUCCAACGAUACUGAUUCCAGCAGUAACUAGUAGAAGAGGUCCACGAUGUGAAGAAACUUGUCCAUCUACGACAGAGUACAAUCCAGUUUGCGGAGACGACAAUGUAACCUAUCCGAAUUUUGGAAAACUGCAAUGUGCUGCUAGAUGUGGUAGAAGUGUAAGUCUUCAGUUUAGGGGUGCAUGCCUCACCCGACCUCGUGGAAGAUGAUUUUACCAUAUAUUAAUUACAUCGAUGAAUUGGAAGAAUCUAAUAUAAAUAGCUUUUUGAAAAAAUUUUGUUUACAAU